UGGUGCAGGCUGAUGUGACGAUGACUUUCCAAUCAAUAGUUAAAUUCUUUAAAAAUUAGAUGAAAACUUAUAAUAUAAUUUGGCCUCCAAAGAAAGAGCUUGAAACAGCAUAGCCAUGGAUACACCAGGAACAUAUGUAUGCCAUGAUCAAGAGGAACCAAUAGCUUCCAAUUUAUUACCUUCCAUGUUGUCUCAAAUUCCAGUAAUUGAUAUGGAAUUGUUGUUGGCUAAUGAUCAUUCAGAACUUGACAAACUUCAUCUUGCUUGCAAAGAUUGGGGAUUCUUUCAGAUGAUGAAUCAUGGAGUGAGUUGUUCACUAUUAGAAAAAAUGAAGUUAGAAGUCCAACGAUUCUUCAAUCUACCUAUGGAAGAGAAGAAAAAGUUUGGCCAAAUUGAAGGAAGUAUGGAAGGAUAUGGACAGGUUUUAGUGUCAUAUGAUGAACAAAACAUAAACAGCUGGAUAGGCAAACUUUACAUGGUCACUCUUCCUAUCCAUUUGAGAAAACCCCAAUUGUUUCCCAAUCUUCCCCUCUCAUUAAGAGAUACCUUAGAAGAAUACUCAGCACAGCUGAAGGAACUUUCGGAGAAAAUAUUCAAUAUAAUGGGGAAAGCAUUAGGAAUGAAAGGAGAAGAUUUGAGUGAAGUUUUUGAUGGAGGAGAGCAAGCAAUGGCCAUGUAUUACUAUCCUAAGUGUCCUCAAGAAGAUGUUGUUAUGGGGCUAAACCCCCACACUGAUCUUGCUGGCUUGACCAUACUUUCUCAACUAAAUGAAGUGGAAGGUCUUCAUAUCAAGAAAGAUGGUGCUUGGAUACCUAUUACACCUUUGCCAAAUGCCUUUGUUAUCAACGUUGGAGACAUGUUAGAGAUAGUGACGAAUGAAAUUUAUAAAGGUGUUGAACAUCGACCAGUUCUCAAUCCAAACAAGGAGAGACUAUCAAUUGCAACAUUUUUUAAACCAAAAAGGAACUAUUAUUUAAGUCCAGCAUCAAGCCUCAUCACUCUUCGAAAUCCUGUAAAAUUCAAGCAAAUUGGUACUGUUGCUGAUUACUUCAAGGGAUAUUUCAGUCAUCAACUUGUUGGAAAAUCAUACCUUGAUACAAUGAGAUUAAAUACCAAGGACGAAGAGAUCAAUACGUGAUUAAUGUAUUAACACUUUGAAUAAUUGCAUGAUUUUAAUUCAUUGAUACUAGAUUUGUUCCGAAAACCUUAAGCGUGUUUGUAUGCAAAUAAAAUUGCUGGUAAAGGUUGUAAUAUUCCAAUAUUACUCUAAUAAAUCUUCAAUUUGUGUGUUUUGACUGUUUUACCCCUCUCCGUAGUUUGAUUUGGGUAUUUUUGGUCUGGGGAAUUGGUUGCAUGGUUCCCGAGGCAUUUGGACAGGAGUUAUGAGAGUUUUUCAUUUUGGUAGUAGGAAAGGUUGACUUAUGUCAAUAUUUGAUGAAGAUGAGCUCGAAAUGGAAUUCUGACCAUUUCAUUGGCUCUAGAAUGUGAUUUUUGGGUUGGUUGGACCUUUGGUUUGGAUUUCAAGGAUGAGAUUUGAGUCGUUGGACGGAAAUUUGAAAAUUUCUAAGUUAAGAGUUGACUUCGAUCAACAUCUAGUGAUAAAAUUUCAAAUGGCUGGGAUUUGGCAAUUGCCAUACUUUUAACUCUAACAUAUGACAAUGAAAAUAGAUUCUCAAAACAAUAAUUAAUAUUUCUUCUAAUGUUGACUCCUAUUUAUCAAUGCAACAGAUCAAACAUUGACAUAAACUGAAUU
This is a messenger RNA of Solanum tuberosum (potato), 1753 nucleotides long. RefSeq names its product probable 2-oxoglutarate/Fe(II)-dependent dioxygenase. Lineage: Eukaryota; Viridiplantae; Streptophyta; Magnoliopsida; Solanales; Solanaceae. Bases 116 to 1138 code for a protein of 340 amino acids. The transcript is spliced from 4 exons. The record is from RefSeq and is a predicted model, not a curated record.